Fimicolochytrium jonesii is the source of this 1302-nucleotide messenger RNA. RefSeq lists its product as uncharacterized. The transcript has 5 exons. The record is from RefSeq and is a predicted model, not a curated record. NCBI's taxonomy places the organism in Eukaryota, Fungi, Chytridiomycota, Chytridiomycetes, Spizellomycetales, Powellomycetaceae. Bases 1 to 1302 code for a protein of 433 amino acids.
AUGAUCAUCUUCCGUCGUACUGGUACUGUAGUUGUGUGGAUGAACGUAAGAAGGGUGAAGGCAGUGGCUGACCAUAAAGUGAUGCUGGAAGCCCACGCUUGGAGCGCUUGGGGGAUUGCAGGGGGAUUGGAGGAAGGCGCUCAGCGCUCACAUUCGGCAGACGCGGGUAUGAGGAGCAACACUAGCUGGUCUGUUGGACAAAGUAAUUACUUACCGCGGACUUUUACCAAGCAGAACUCCUGGAAAGCGCCAACCCCCAAACAACGUGCUACUAGCAAGACGUUUGCCAACAGCGUCAGACACGUCUUGAAAUUCAGGCCCUCCAACCAUCAGAUGCGUCGUCAAACCCGUAAACAACUCUCAGAGCUGCGUACCGCAGCGGCAAAGGAACGGGAGACUCAUGUGUUCUGUGACAUAUGGAAUAGAGUAACAGAUGCUCCCUGCACAAAACCUCCCCUUCGUCGCCGCAGUGCUGCUGCAAAAGUUAUUGGGCAACAGUACAUGGAAUUGAGCCCAGAGCUUCAGAAGGUGGCUUCUCCCUCCGACCACCGGCCAAUGAACUUGAGGAUGCUGUCCCGCUGUAUGGAUGCCGGAAAUGCAUGGUCAAGGUCCGAACGGCGCGGUGCACUAUCAACUCACUUGAGGCUGAUUGUUUUGGGCCGGCCUCGCGAUGCGCUGACAAACUCCGACGGCACUCCCCCCAGCGGUGACGGCGCUCCUCACCCCACCGGCGGGGACACUCCUCCCCCCAGGUCCCCUGGCUACACUGCCGGGCCCCCUCCCACAGUGCGCACUCAACGUAGUUUUGACCCGCUGCCCAUCUCAGAAAUGCGUCGAUACAAGCGCCACCUUGAGCCUGAGUUUGUGUUGGAUGCCCCCACCGCCUCAGCUCGCCGAUCCCGGACCACAUCGGCUGCCAGUGUUAUUCAGACGUUGAUGCCAAAGCCAGCUGAUGAUCCCGUGGAGGGAGCAUUCUGGGGUGCCAUUGUCGCUGCCGAGGAGGAGACUGCGGAUGAAGAUGCCGUGGGUGAGGAGAUUGACGCCCAGAUCAAUGUUCCUGAUCCCGCAAUGGAUGUUGAUGCUACUCAGCGUGUGGAGCGAAGUUAUGAACAGAGGCUCGGCCUUCUGAACCUCCUCCCGUUCAAGGAUCAUCAUGGGCAUCUUCAGCACCCUGUCGGACACAUGGAGGAGUUCAUUGUCCAUAUGAACAUAAGUUGCUCGGGGGCCUCAAACCCGAAUGGCAACCAGGAACGAUGGAUAGAAAGCGUCGCCAUGUCUUUGUCUCUAUUCUUAUGGAUCUGA